AAUUUGAUGAAUAAAUGUAGGUGUGGAUAUUUAAAAUGAUUAUAUAUAUAUAUCAAGCUAUACUAUGCACAGCUAACAGCUAAUCUAUUAUUGGAAAAAUUACACAACUCAAGUUCAUGGUUGAAUCCUCUCUAUUUAUAUAAAUAGUUUAUGUAUCUGUAUCCUGCUUUCUAUAAUGUCAUUAGUGAGUGGCAGCAACAAUAUUGAAAAAAAUAUCUUUAUAUUAUAUAAUGCUCAAAAAUGGAAAGAAAUCAUUGCUUUAUUUUACACAACUAAUGAUCUCAAGAGAUUAUCAUGGGUAUUGCCUGAUAUAGAUGAUUUGUAUUGGAUGAAUAAUAUUGUACGAAAGUAUAAUUUAUUUGCAAUUGCAAGUAUUGGUUGUGGUAGUGGAUUACUAGAAUGGUUAUUACAAAAAUAUUCAGGAUUAGACGUUAUGGGUAUAGAAUUAGAUAGUGGCUGGUGGAAUAGCAAAUAUUCUCCACCGAAAUUCUUAAAAAAUAUUAUUUUUGUUGAGAAGUCAACAAAUUUUCAAGUACCAAAACGAUACGCUAUGUUAUUUUGCUAUUUUAAUAACAAUAUUGCAUUCUGUAAUUAUAUAGAAAACUACAAAGGCAAUUUAAUUCUAGUCAUUGGACCUAUGCAAGGAAAUAAUUGUACAACAGAUCCAUUACCAUUUGAUGACAAAUUUGAAAAAUAUAACUGGAAAUUAAUAGAUAAGAAAAAACUACGUUCAAAUAAUUACAUUACUGCAUACACUAAACAAUAAAUAUACAAUAAUACA
Camponotus floridanus (Florida carpenter ant) is the source of this 781-nucleotide messenger RNA. RefSeq lists its product as uncharacterized. Bases 176 to 766 code for a protein of 196 amino acids. The record is from RefSeq and is a predicted model, not a curated record. The transcript has 3 exons. Lineage: Eukaryota; Metazoa; Arthropoda; Insecta; Hymenoptera; Formicidae.